Molecule: messenger RNA, 1825 nt
Organism: Trichogramma pretiosum
Lineage: Eukaryota; Metazoa; Arthropoda; Insecta; Hymenoptera; Trichogrammatidae
Product: protein odd-skipped-related 1-like
Exons: 4
Coding region: 205-1056 (283 amino acids)
Biological process (GO): regulation of transcription by RNA polymerase II
Cellular component (GO): nucleus
Molecular function (GO): DNA-binding transcription factor activity, RNA polymerase II-specific; RNA polymerase II transcription regulatory region sequence-specific DNA binding
Source: RefSeq, a predicted model, not a curated record
UCCGCCGCUCUCGCUUUGUUUAUAACCUGUACGCGGCGGCUCGCGACUCGGCUUUAUCCGUUUUGGUUUUUACUGCACCACGAUGAGAGUAAUAUUAAAAACACAGAGUGAUAAGUAACGGUAUUGGGUGUUUGCGUGGUUAGGGAUUUCGAGCUGCGUUCGACGUUAAUUGCGCAGUGCGAUAAAUCGAACUCCAAUCGUAUAAUGACAGACGCAGUCGGCGGCAGUCGGUGCUGCGCCGCCCGGCACUGCAAAACAAACGAGGAAACUCUUGUCAACGAAGCAAAGGCACGGCUGUUCGAAUUCCCGACUGACCCCGAAUUGAGGCAGAAGUGGAAAAGCGUGUGCAACAUCGAUGUCGGCGAAACUCCCCUUUUGUGCGAGCUUCACUUUUCUCAAAGCUGCUUCGACGAUGAAAAACAGUUGAGGCCAGAUGCAGUUCCUGCAACUCCUGUUUUAAAGCGUAAAAUAGAUAGCGUGUCCAAUGACGAUGGUCCCUGUCAGAAAAAAGCAGCUCCAGACAAUCAGAGACCGUUGCUAGAAGUAAGCUAUCCUUGCAAUUCUGCGCUGAAUGGUUCCAAGCCUCCUCCAAAAAAAGUGCCAUCGAAAAAUGCCUUUCGUCUUACCAUUCAAAUUGACAAAUUUCCAAAAGGAGAACGUCCACAGAAUGUAGAGCAAAAUGAGCCUUUAUGUUUGACAUGCAAUGAAAUUCUACCAAAUUUACAAGAUUUGUAUACUCAUGUUAUGCAACAUUUUACGUGUGAUUUGUGUCAUGCAUUGUUUACAUUGAGAAAAUCUUUACAAAAGCACAGAAAAUUGCAUGAGAACAAUAGUGAGCAAUUUCCAUUCAAAUGCCUCAAGUGCGAUCAAGCUUUUGUAUCAGAAGAUGAUAUUAGAAAACAUAAACAUCCAGAAAUUCUUGAUGACGAGCCUCCAAGACCUUGCAGAUAUCUUUGCAAGAAAUGUCAAGUACUGUUCAAAACAAAACUUGACUAUGACAAACAUUAUGUAGACACACAUGCAGCUAAAAAGGUUAAAAAAACUGCCAAAGAAUAGUAAUUAUUGAAAUAAUAAUUAGAAAUUCUAAAAAUAUUUAUUUAACUGUGAAUUAUAAAUAUUUUUAUAACUAGCAUAAAUUAUUUGAGCUUUAUGAAAUUUGCAACAAGAAUUCAUAGCUAAUAUGAAUUAUUGAUUGAACGAAAAUGUAAAUUUCUAACUUACCAUUAGUAUGUAAGAAUGUGAUUACUAUUUUUAUAAUUAAAAAAUAUUUUCUAGUAAAUACAAUAAGUUAGUAGGUCAAAAGAAAUGUUUUAAUUUUUAAAAUUUUCAUAUGCUCUUGAAAUAUUUUCUCAUUAUUCAAAUUGAAAACAAUAUAUUAUAUUUCGAUUAUAUCUUGAUUAUCUUUACUUCAAAUCUAUUACUUUUUUUUUUUAAUUCAAACGUUUAUUUUUUUUUUAAGUGAUAAUGCAAUGAUAUAGUUUAUGAGAAAUGAAAAUUAAUGUUCCGUUGAAUUAUAUUCAAAGAAAUAAUGUACAGUAUUUGUAAGCUCUCUUCAUUCCUUCACACACACAAAAAAAUUCAAUUAAGCUACAAAAGAAGUAUUAAUGAUUAUAGAAUUCGGUUUUGUUGACACAAAACAAACUUGGCGCAUAUCAUUAAAAAUUUUCAUUCUGUUAACAAAAAUAAUAUUGAUAAAAUUGUAUAUCUAUAAUUGUCGAAAGUACAAAACUCUUUUAUAAUCAAGAAUACUGUAAACAAAUUUUUUUGUGUACUUGUUAAAUAUUGAUGAAAAAAUAAAAUGCUCUCUCGUAAGCAAUAAGUAUAA